Molecule: messenger RNA, 1165 nt
Organism: Drosophila melanogaster (fruit fly)
Lineage: Eukaryota; Metazoa; Arthropoda; Insecta; Diptera; Drosophilidae
Exons: 5
Coding region: 313-786 (157 amino acids)
Source: RefSeq, marked reviewed
AGCGCAGUCAGUGCUGCAUAACGUGCACCCAUUAUCAUCAUGAUAAAUUGUAUUACUUUCAGAUUAACGCUGAUAAGAUAUAGUUAAUUCCAAUCGGGCUUCAAUAACGACCUUCCGGUAGAGUAGUUCACUGAUAUUUAAGUGAAUUAUACGGGUGCUGCCAAAAAGCGGAUAAAUCCGAUAAAUAGGCAGUGCAUUCCCUGCAACAAGUGGAAUUUUCGACUUUAAAUACAGAUAUUAACAAAGGGAAAUAACCGCUAAAUCCUUGUCAAACUGGACGACUUUGAGUUGGACGAUAUAGACGAUUUCGCCAUGGAUUUCUGGGGCAUUUUCAUGUUCUUUCUGCUCACCUUCCUCAUCAUGAGUUGCUGCGGAUAUUGCUGCACCAGCAGACGCCAAGGUGCCGUUCUGUCCACGCCUGUGGUGGUGACCUCCGCCACCCACACGGCUCCCGGCGGAUAUCCGGUCACACAGCUGCCUCCGCCGGGCUAUCCAUCGAGCAAUGCCUACGUAACUGCGACCUCGUACCCCGUACAGACCACCGGCAGCAACGUGACUGUGCAGAUGCCCAUGCCGAUGAGCCACCAGAACCAGCAGCAAAUGCCAAUGCCUAUGCCGAUGCCGGGUCAGCAAACGCAUGGCGUGGCGUAUCCGACGUAUCCUGGCGCCGGGGCUGCCAACAUGAAUCCGCCGCCGUAUGACAUGUCCAUGGCUAAUCCAGGACCUAGUGUUAUGCCCGCUGGAUAUGAGAAGCAAGCUCCCUACAAUCCCCACUUUGGCCAGUGAAAUCGCACUGUGAACUGAGGAUCCCCUUUCCGUCUCGUUAUAGCUUUUUUACUCAGCUGAACACUUUACUUUCCAUGUUUUCUUGCAUAAAAAACUCCAAACUCCUGGUAAAAAACCAAGUGAAAGCGAUCGCACAACGAGCCAUUUUUAUAUUCCAUGUGAUGUAUGUAAAGUGUACAUAUAACUUAAGCGCAACCUUCUAUUUAUACAUCUAUAUUAAGCAAAUCCAAAACGAAAACCAAACUGAACUACAUGAAGUGUUAAUUGUAAUAAACCAGUGAAGUGCACAUCAAAUGCAACUGAAGCACAUUUGUUUCGAUGUGCACUUUCACAAAAUCACAAAAACAAGAAAUGCAAACAUGUUUUCAAUUACUUCUGC